Messenger RNA from Branchiostoma floridae (Florida lancelet), 1258 nucleotides. RefSeq lists its product as uncharacterized. Lineage: Eukaryota; Metazoa; Chordata; Leptocardii; Amphioxiformes; Branchiostomatidae. The record is from RefSeq and is a predicted model, not a curated record. The transcript is spliced from 6 exons. Bases 123 to 893 code for a protein of 256 amino acids.
AACUUUGACCUCCCGCCAGGUGAACACAUGCAGUUUCGAACACAAAAUCUAGCUUCUUCUUCUGCAGCUGUUCAGAAAUCGGAAAUUUCAGGCGGUUGGGGAAUUGUUGAUAGUCGUAGAGUAUGGAGACAGCAAGGAAAAGAAAUAAGGAGCUGAAGGACCAGCUUCUAACGCUGCAGAAGGUGUGUAAGUUCUGUCAGCAGGAGAAAUCAGCCCUCUUGCAGCAGAAGGCAGUACUGCAGCAGUCAGCAAACUCACAGGAACCACUUCAGCCAGACAGUCUGCCACAAGCCACACAGGAAUUAUAUUUCCAUGCCGACAGGUAUGGUCCAGUGUUGGACAGUGUUGGUCAGUUCCGCCUACAGGAGCUAAAGGUGCUGGAACUACAGGAACAACUUCAGCUGGUCCAGAUGGAAGAGGAGAGAGACAAGAUAAAUCACACAUUGUCUCAAGUAAGCAUAAACAGAUCAGAAGCAGAGGACACCGCCCUACCAGCCCUGGAUAGAUGGUACAGGGAGAUGGAAACUGUCAUUGGAGAGGAGUCGACAUUGCAGAGGAAGUCAGAAAGUGAUAAAAAAGGCAUGAGUCUGGCUUUGGACAAGCUGUUUUACAACAUCAGGCUGAAAGGAGGGAAGGGGGAGGGCAGACAGCUUUCAUUCUCUACCAGACAUGGAGGGAUCUGUAUUCACAUCUGUAUCAAUGAACUGUCACAACACACGCAAAGAUCUCUGGACGCAUCAACAGAUACCAUGUACCUCAUACAGUCGGACUUAUACGUCGCCGAUUUACCAGCAGAAGGGAACAGAUACCUGAGGAACGGACUGUCUGUGUCAGACUUUGUGAGAGAGAUUGUGUGGAAACACAUAGAAGAAGACUGUUUAGCCUUGUUCUGAUAUACAUAUAGUGGUCAAUAAAGACAAAGUGCAUCAAAAUGCAUCAGCUGGUUGUGUGUGCACUGAUCUUACACUGUAGUUACACUUUACUUGUGCUACGCUGCAAAUUUUUAUCUUUGAACGAAGAAGGUUGCAUACCAGUUUGAGGUAUAAAACAGUUAAACCUGUAUAGUACAGUUAAACCUAUUCAUGAUGACUACUCAGGGUGUGGAUGAAAUUUUGUCUAUGUUGAUAGGUGGUCAUUAUACAUGGGAUUCUUAACAAUUUUGUCAAUGGGAGACUCAUCUAAGAGACCAUCAAAAGUCAUUCUAAUGAAGUUUUAAACCGGACAUACAUAAUUGCAUAUUACAGUUUUUGCCUCUUUU